Molecule: messenger RNA, 1044 nt
Organism: Penicillium digitatum Pd1
Lineage: Eukaryota; Fungi; Ascomycota; Eurotiomycetes; Eurotiales; Aspergillaceae
Source: RefSeq, a predicted model, not a curated record
AUGGCAGCAGAGCUCACGUCUACAAGGCUCAAUCCAGAGAGUCAUAUUAUCCUGGACCAACCACUCCUUCGACUACCACAUGAACUAGCCCGCAGAAAUUUGAAAACUGUACAACGAGCUGUCGAGCGAGAGAAAGAAUAUGUCAUCCCUGCAAUCAAAGAGGCCGCCGCCGCCUCACUCUCCAACACCCAAACACCCGACCAGACCCUCGCUGCACUCGACGCAAUUAUAUCCCGAAUGCAAGGCCUCAAAAGGAAAAUGGAAAGUCUUCAAGAGGAAGAGAAGAAAAUUCACAAUCAAUCUCGCAAGCGCAUUCAGCACUUGGAGACCCUGUAUAAUAUCCCAAGCCUAGCCGAUGUCAAGUACGAUCAGUGGUCAAGGAUACGGCUCGACCGCUUACUCGUUGAUCAUAUGCUGCGCUCAGGUUACUCCGAAAGUGCGAAGCAGCUGGCCCAGGUUAGGGGAGUGGAGGAUCUUGUGGAUGUCGGCGUGUUCACGCAGUGUCAACGGGUUGUGGAUAGCUUGCGGCGCGGGGAAACCAAGGAGGCAUUGCAAUGGUGUGGAGAGAAUAAGGCUGCACUGAAGAAGAGCCAGCAUAAUCUUGAAUUCGAACUCCGGUUGCAGCAAUAUAUUGAGAUGGUCAGGACACAAGACAAGUCCAAGAAGAUUGAGGCAAUAAUUCAUGCAAAGAAAUACCUCAUACCGAACCAUCAAUCCCAGAAUUCUGAGAUUAUGCGAGCUGCAGGGCUACUAGUUUUCACACAAGACACAAGAGCCGAGCCUUACAAAUCAACGUCGACAUCUGUGUGCCCUAUCUGCUCAACCGAACUGAACGAGCUUGCACGCAAAAUGCCGUACGCCCACCACUCAAAGAGUUAUGUGGAAAGCGACCCAAUCGUUCUACCAAAUGGCCGAGUCUACGGAAAGCAAAGACUGAUAGAGAUUAGCCAGAAGAUGGGAUCAGUGGAAUCAGGCAACGUCAAAGAUCCAACAACAGGCCAGGUUUUCCACGAGAGCGAAAUGAAGAAAGUGUACAUAUUGUAA